AUGGCCGCGAGUAAGUGCUGGGCCGGCUCGCGCGGCUCGGGUAUCUCCGGGAACCCCGGACGGUGCUUGGGGGCGGGCAUGGCGGAGCGCCCCUGGAGGCAGUGGGGAGUCGCCGCCUUCCUGAAGAAUGCCUGGGCCAAGGAGCCGGUGCUGGUCGUGUCCUUCACCAUCGGGGGUCUCGCUUUCAUUGUGCCUGCACUGAGUCCCUACACCAAGUACUCCAAUAUGAUCAACCAGGCCACACCCUACAACUACCCAGUGCCCGUCCGAGAUGAUGGCAACAUGCCCGAUGUGCCCAGUCACCCCCAGGAUCCCCAGGGCCCAAGCUUGGAGUGGCUGAAGAAUCUGUGAACACUUCCAUCGACAGGGAGGAGAUCCCCUCCCCUGAGGCCCCCAAUAAAAAUGUGAAAACCAC
Choloepus didactylus (southern two-toed sloth) is the source of this 415-nucleotide messenger RNA. RefSeq names its product NADH:ubiquinone oxidoreductase subunit A3 (gene NDUFA3). The coding region runs from base 1 to 351 and encodes 116 amino acids. The record is from RefSeq and is a predicted model, not a curated record. Gene Ontology annotation, cellular component: mitochondrial inner membrane. The transcript is spliced from 4 exons. NCBI's taxonomy places the organism in Eukaryota, Metazoa, Chordata, Mammalia, Pilosa, Megalonychidae.